Grus americana (Whooping crane) is the source of this 3776-nucleotide messenger RNA. RefSeq names its product ectonucleoside triphosphate diphosphohydrolase 4 (gene ENTPD4). NCBI's taxonomy places the organism in Eukaryota, Metazoa, Chordata, Aves, Gruiformes, Gruidae. Gene Ontology annotation, cellular component: membrane. Gene Ontology annotation, molecular function: nucleoside diphosphate phosphatase activity. The record is from RefSeq and is a predicted model, not a curated record. The transcript is spliced from 13 exons. Gene Ontology annotation, biological process: nucleoside diphosphate catabolic process. Bases 1006 to 2901 code for a protein of 631 amino acids.
CUUGCCCUCCCUGCCUCCGCCCGGGGCGGGUUUGAGGGCGCCGCUGAGAGCGGGAGUGGGCGGCUGCGGUUUGGAAAGGGGGGAGUUGGUGGCUCCUGGGGCAGGUGCUUUGGUGGGGCUGGGGCGUGUGUGGAAGGGCUGGUAGGAGAACGACGGUGCAGGCCUGUGCUGAAGCGUCGGCAUUUGUGUUUGGUUGUUUGGGUUUUUUAAAUGUUGCUGAUGUUUUGGUAUGUCUGGAGUCUUUACGUUUGGGGACUGGCUGUGCAGGUGGUAGCAGAGCUGAAGGAGCUCGGUUUGUAAAGGCCUUGUGUUGCAGGUGCGCUGCUGUGCGUGCCUUUCUCUGGGCUCCCUGAGCAGAGCGGUGAGCAGCUGUGCUGCAGGCAGGGGCAGCUAGCGUGGGCUGCCCAGGCCUGUGUCCUGCCAGGCUUUGAGUGUCCCAGAGGAUGGAGACCGUGCAGCCUCUCCGAGCGUCCUGUUCCAGUGUCCCACCGCCCUCAGUUUUUUUGGGUGUUCAGAUGGCACAAACAGAAACACAGGAAAUUGCCCCUUGUCCCGUCACUGGGCACUGCUGAGAAAAGAGUCUGCGUCGUCUUCGUGUUCUCCAGUCAGAUGCUUGCAUGCGUUGAUAACAGCUCUCUCCUCUCCAUGUAAAACAGGCCCAGCUUUCUCAGCCUCUCAUUGUGUGAGAGGUGCUUCAGUACCUUUGUCAUCUUUGUGGCCCCACACUGCACUUGCUCUGUGUAUUUCUCGUCCUGGGGAGCGCCAGACUGGACCCAGCGUUCCAGAUGUGGCCUCAUCAGUGCUGAGCAGAGGGGAAGGCUCACCUCCCUCAACCUGUUGGCAAUGCUCUUGUAAUGCUGUCUAGAAGUUCAUUUAUGUUUUCUUUUUGAUUCAGGAUCAGCAGAGCAAUGGUUUGGAGAACAGUUGAUGUGCCUUGUCAGUCUGAGGUGACCGGCUGAUGUUUGAACACCAGCUGGUCUUUCUGUCUGCUGGUCGUGUCCCAAAAUGGGGAGGAUCAGCAUCUCAUGUUUGCUUCCCGCUUCUUGGCACUUCAGCAUCUCUCCAGUGGGAUGUCCACGUAUUCUCAACACCACUUUGCGACAGAUCGUUGUGAUAGGAAUACUUGCUGCUGCUGUCUCUCUGCUUUACUACUCUCUGGUAGUCAUCCGCAAUAAGUAUGGGCGUGCAUACAGGGACAAAAGAUUCCACAGGUAUCUUGCCCGAGUAACUGACACUGAAGCUACAGAUACGAACAACCCCAAUCUGAACUAUGGCAUCGUUGUGGACUGUGGCAGCAGCGGCUCUAGGAUUUUUGUAUAUUGUUGGCCAAGGCACAAUGGUAAUCCGCACGAUCUGUUGGACAUAAAACAGAUGAGGGACAAAACCAGAAAGCCAGUGGUUAUGAAAAUUAAACCAGGCAUUUCGGAGUUUGCCAGCUCUCCUGAAAAGGUCAGUGAUUAUAUUUCUCCACUUCUGAGCUUUGCUGCGGAACAUGUGCCACGUGCAAAACACAAAGAGACUCCUCUUUAUAUUCUGUGUACUGCAGGGAUGCGGAUUCUGCCAGAAAGCCAACAGAAGGCAAUACUUGAAGAUCUGCUCACUGAUAUUCCUGUGCAUUUUGAUUUUCUGUUUUCGGACUCGCAUGCAGAGGUUAUUUCAGGGAAGCAGGAAGGAGUAUAUGCAUGGAUUGGCAUCAACUUUGUUCUUGGAAGAUUUGAACAUACAGAUGAUGAGGAUGAAGCGAUUGUGGAGGUGCAUGUCCCAGGCAGUGAAAACAAAGAGGCCAUCUUUCGUAAGAGGACAGUGGGUAUUCUUGACAUGGGCGGAGUGUCGACUCAGAUAGCGUACGAAGUCCCUAAAACUUCCUAUUCCUCAUUACAUCACAUUCCAAAACCAAGGCAAGAGAAGAUGGCAAAUACGAGUCCUUCAUCAGAGGAAGUAGCCAAAAACUUACUUGCAGAAUUCAACUUGGGCUGCGACGCUCAUCAAACUGAGCACGUGUAUAGAGUCUAUGUUGCAACGUUCCUUGGCUUUGGAGGAAAUGCAGCACGGCAGAGAUAUGAAGACAGUCUAUUUACAAGUACAGCACUUAAAAACAGACUGCUAGGCAAACAGACCGGCAUGACUUCUGAUUCACCCUACCUUGAUCCUUGCCUGCCCCUGGACGCUCAGGAUGAGAUCCAGCAGAACGGACAGAUAAUGUAUUUGCGAGGAACGGGAGACUUUAAUCUGUGUCGUGAAAUUAUUCAACCCUUUAUGAAUAAGACUAACGAAACACAGACAUCUCUUAAUGGUGUCUAUCAGCCUGCUGUGCACUUUCAGAACAGUGAAUUCUAUGGUUUCUCAGAAUUCUACUACUGCACCGAGGACGUGUUACGCAUGGGAGGAGAUUACAAUGCUGCUAAAUUUACGAAAGCCGCAAAGGAUUAUUGUGCCACUAAGUGGUCUGUCCUACGGGAACGCUUUGACCAUGGUCUUUAUGCUUCACAUGCUGAUCUCCACAGAUUGAAGUACCAGUGUUUUAAGUCUGCCUGGAUGUAUGAAGUAUUUCAUAGUGGCUUCUCUUUUCCUGUGAGUUACAGCAAUUUGAAAACAGCUCUGCAGGUUUACGAUAAAGAGGUGCAAUGGACCUUGGGAGCCAUUCUUUACCGAACACGGUUUUUACCUUUAAGAGAUAUCCAGCAAGAAAACUUCCGUGGAAGUCACUCCCACUGGAGAAGCUUCUCCUUUGUUUACAAUCACUAUUUGUUUUUUGUCUGUUUUCUGAUUGUGCUGCUCUCCAUCCUGCUUUACCUGCUAAGGCUCAGACGAAUCCACAGGCGAAUGUUGCGUAACAGCUCGUCUGCUUCCCUAUGGAUGGAGGAAGGCCUUCCGCCACAGAAGAUUGCAGGACCCUUAUGAGAUGCUGUGAUGGAGAGCUUUUAUUGGACUUGCUACACAAAAAGCCAUUUUUGCCUCAGGGUUCCUCCUUUUUGUCCCUUUAAACCAUUGAAGAAGCAGAUUGCCUAGAGUGUGUAAUACAGCUAGGCUUUGGAAAUAUGGGAAAAUGGGGUCAACUUGGCUUAGUCUCAUUAGACGAUAUCUGCCAAAAAUUACUUUUUUUUAAUAUUGCACUUUUGUGUGUAAAGGGACGAGCAGAGGCUCGUCGUCAGUAAAUGAGUAGCAGCAGCGUAAGCUAUGUAUGGUAAGAGAAUGAGUGUGAAUUCUCAUCCUUUGGGUGAGAUUGUGAAAUACUGUUAGCUAGGAUGAAUGAGGACUGUUUUUAUUUUCUUUUCCAGAUUCCAGCAUUGAUAUCACUUGACUUUUCAAUUCUGAGUCUCCUCAGUCAAAGAAAAGGAAGUGCAGGGUUUUCAAAAGCAGUAAGAAAACAACCUUUUAGGACAGUUUAUCUGAUUUUAUAUUCUGGAAUAAGUACUGUGAUGGAGAAGAAAAAUCUAUUGCACCCAAUGCUGUGCUUCCACAAAACUGCUUAAAUCAGUUUUGUUUAUUUGUGACAGAUUCCCCUUUUGUCUUGGAAGCUAUAUCCUCCCAGUGGCAGAAGUCACUACUUUUUAAUCCUUUAUUUCUGUUUCAUAAUCAUUCAGAGAUCUCCCUGAAACUCCAGUGAGGUGAAGAGAACUGGAAUAUGCCUAGGCUUUUGUUUCUGCUAGAGUAGACAUGCACAGUGUCUCUUUUUGGUUUUGAGUACUCUGAUUUGUUAAUUUAUAUUUUAUUUAAAACUGUUAAUUUUACUUGAAUCUAAAUUUGUCCAUGAUUAAAAGUGGGAUUUAUAUGAA